Molecule: messenger RNA, 4908 nt
Organism: Cyprinodon variegatus (sheepshead minnow)
Lineage: Eukaryota; Metazoa; Chordata; Actinopteri; Cyprinodontiformes; Cyprinodontidae
Gene: map3k13
Product: mitogen-activated protein kinase kinase kinase 13
Exons: 14
Coding region: 310-3318 (1002 amino acids)
Biological process (GO): protein autophosphorylation; JNK cascade
Molecular function (GO): ATP binding; JUN kinase kinase kinase activity
Source: RefSeq, a predicted model, not a curated record
UCAUGAAAAGCGUGACGUGAGCAGGUCCUCAGCGACACUGAGAGGAUCCACGCCGCCCACCGACUCACAGCUCAGGUGCUGCGGGAGUCACAGGGAUGCCUGCCUGUUUCCCCCUCUGUCCCUUUCUGGACGUUUCUUCCUGGUCUCUUCCUAGUUUUCCUCCCCAGGGUUUCCAAACUGACCUCCAUCCCAUCCUCAGAGCCGAGACGGGACCAUGAAUCUGAGCCGUGUCUGUUGUGUUUAUCAGCAUCCAGAGAAACCAGUGCGUUAGGACGCAUCCCUCCCACUGAAACGCGGCUGCCCACUCACAUGCACGACACCAUGGGCAGCUCCCCAGAGGUGCUUUCCUGGACUUCCUGCCCCAGUCUUUUGGUGGGGAAGCUGAAGGAAGAGCUUAAACUCACUGUGGUUGGGGACAACAUGAAGAAAUCCAACUCUCCUAACGCGCAGCCUCAUCCUCCUCAGGCCUUGCCUCCUACUUUACCUCCUCAGAUCAUCACAGACCUCGCCCCGCCGACGAACCUGCCCGUUCCCCUGCACACGCCCGGCCAGGAUGAGGACUCCGUUUUGGGGGGCAUCAGCCCAGGAAACAUAGCCCUGAGUGUGGAUUCAACGCGGAGUGAAGGUGGACACUUCGAUAACAGCGUGCUUCAGCUGCAGGAGCAGGAGGAAGCGGGUUCACCUGCUUCCUGUGAGCACGGUGGCUGUGGGAGUGGCAUGGAUGAGCAGGGAGAAGGAGACUGUCCGGUUGACCGAAGCGAAGAUGGGAGGCCGAGCCACCCGCGGCACCCCGACGACAUCAAGCUGCACUUCCAAAGAGCCGGGCCUGGGUCUGGAGGCUUCCUGGAGGGCCUGUUCGGCUGUCUUCGACCCGUCUGGAACAUCAUUGGGAAAACUUACUCCACAGAAUACAAGCUGCAGCAGCAAGACAUGUGGGAGGUCCCGUUUGAGGAGAUUUCCGAGCUGCAGUGGCUGGGCAGCGGCGCCCAGGGAGCCGUCUUCCUUGGCAAGUUUCGCUCCGAGGAGGUGGCCAUCAAGAAGGUGCGGGAGCAGAAGGAGACGGACAUUAAGCACCUGCGAAAGCUCAAGCACCCCAACAUCAUCAGCUUUAAAGGGGUGUGCACCCAGGCGCCUUGUUACUGCAUCAUCAUGGAGUACUGUGCACAGGGUCAGCUGUAUGAGGUGCUGAGGGCUGGGAGGAAGGUGACCCCCAGGCUGCUGGUGGACUGGGCCACAGGAAUCGCAGGUGGCAUGAACUACCUGCACCUACACAAGAUCAUCCACAGAGACCUCAAGUCUCCCAAUGUUUUAGUGACCCACAACGACACUGUGAAAAUUUCUGACUUUGGAACGUCCAAGGAGCUCAGCGAUAAAAGUACAAAGAUGUCAUUUGCGGGUACGGUGGCGUGGAUGGCCCCAGAAGUCAUAAGAAACGAGCCUGUGUCAGAAAAAGUAGACAUCUGGUCAUUUGGAGUUGUGUUAUGGGAGCUGCUCACAGGAGAAAUUCCCUACAAAGAUGUGGACUCGUCCGCCAUCAUUUGGGGCGUUGGUAGCAACAGCCUACACCUUCCUGUCCCCUCUACCUGCCCAGACGGAUUUAAAAUCCUCAUGAAGCAAACAUGGCAAGGGAAGCCGAGGAACAGGCCUUCGUUUCGUCAGAUCCUCCUUCAUCUCGACAUCGCCUCUUCUGAUGUGCUGGGAACUCCUCAGGAGACCUACUUCAAAUCUCAGGCAGAGUGGAGGGAGGAGGUGAAGAAGCAUUUUGAGAAGAUCAAAAGUGAAGGCACUUGCAUCCACAGGCUGGAUGAAGAGCUGAUCCGCCGCAGGAGGGAUGAACUCAGGCAUGCUCUGGACAUCCGGGAGCACUAUGAGAGGAAGCUGGAGAGAGCCAACAACCUGUACAUGGAGCUCAGUGCCAUCAUGCUGCAGCUGGAGGUCCGAGAGAAGGAACUGAUGAAAAGAGAACAGGCAGUGGAGAAGAAAUAUCCGGGCAGCUACAAACGUCACCUGGUCCGGCCCAUCGUCAGGUCCAACGCUGUGGAGAAGCUCAUCAAGAAAAAAGGAAGCAUCUCACACAAACCUGGAAUGCCGCAAACUAAAAGGCCGGACCUGCUGCGCUCUGACGGCAUCCCCAGCAUUGACCCCCUCCCCUCACCAUCGCCUCUAUCAGGCAGCCCCAAAGUCUCCACUCCCCCUGGGAAAUCCCGCUACAGGAGCAAGCCCCGCCACCGCCGCGCUAACAGCAAAGGAAGCCACAACGAGUUCCCCGGCACCUUGAAGUCCAUCGCCGGGGCCUCAGAAGACACCCAGUCUUUGCAGGAGACACCAUUUCAUCAUCACCACCAUCACCACCACCACCCACCUCCUGAGGGCCAGUUUCUUCCCCUGAAAGGCCGCGAGGAGGCCGUUGUCAACUGUGCCAACAAUCUGCGCUACUUCGGCCCCGCUGCCGCCCUCCGCAGCCCUCAGACCGACCACCUGCAGCGCCGCGUCUCUGACUCCAGCCCCGACCUCAUUUCCACAGCCGUGGAUGCCGACACACGGCAGCGGACUUCCUCCACCAGCUCCAACCCCAUACCAGGUGCUGGUUUGUUAUGCCCCUGCUGCCAGGCCCACCCUCUCCCCGGCUGCUUGCACUGUCAGGAGACCCCUCCCACACUAAGCCAACCAGAACUGCCGCACUACUCGCUGCUCAGCACCCAAGAAAGCAACCAGUCCUGUCUGGGACCUCCUAAUAAAGAGGCACACUCAAAAGGAGAGGACACUAAUAACACUUCCCUGCAGGAGCAGGAGCUAACCCAGCCCAAACAGCCGCUGCCGUCUGCUCUGCCCCGCACCCUCAGACCCCUCAGAAAGGGUGAUGAGUCAUCUGAAGAGGAGGAGGGAGAGGUGGACAGUGAAGUAGAGUUUCCACGGCGACAGAGACCCCAUCGCUGUAUGAGCAGCUUCCAGUCCUACUCCACCUUCAGCUCAGAGAACCUGUCUGUGUCUGACGGGGAGGAGGGAAACACCAGCGACCACUCGCACAGCGGACCUCUGGAGAAGCUGAGCGCCAGUCAGGAGGAGCACCUGGACGAGCUGCUGUCGCACACGCCGGACAUCCCCAUCGACAUCUCCACCCAAUCCGACGGCCUCUCCGACAAGGAGUGCGCCGUGCGCAGGGUGAAAACGCAGAUCUCACUGGGGAAACUGUGCUCCGACGAACACAGCUAUGAGAACCCGCUGCAGUUCGGGGACUCGGACUGUGACUCAUCAGAGGCAGAGUGCUCCGAUACGACCAUCAGAAACAACAAAGUCGGGGCUCCGUCGUCGUGGUGAAAGUGCCUGCAGGGCGUCGGAUCGAUUUUUGUGUUUUUAAUUUAGCCUGGUGGCCACCGUGUCCUGAUUAGAGGGCUCCUCAGAAAAUACAGCAAUAAGAGGACAUCAUAGUGAACAAAACUCCCCCUAUAGUCCAACGUAACCCCCCCCACCUAAUCCAAAGCGUCAACCCCCGUCAUUGCAUCCAGGCAAACUCAUGGCAGGGAUUCCCUUUUGAAUGAUGAUGUAGAUAGUUUAAUGUUCUUAAUUUAUUUUUGUCUGAGUUUUGAAAAGAAAUUCAGGAUUCUCUGAUUCAUACAGAGAAGAAAACAAAAACAACAGACACAUUUAGUGUGUCUUAGUGAGAUACUACCACUAGAUGAAGGAGCUGGGGGACGUGUGGAGGGGCCGAUGCCUCCCAGCAGCGCUACUGGCCUUCAUCUUGCUACAGCUGCUCUGAGAAUCUCUGUGUCAGUACUUUCUAUAAAAAACAAACAAAAGCCACCUCUUCGUUGAGUUUACAGCGCAGUGAUCCCGGUAUCCCUCAUCCUUUUUGCUUUCUUCUUGUCAGGACUUUGGCCGAAACAGGGACCAAUGAGCUCACGGAAACACUGUCAACACCAGCAUGAACAACUCGCCUUGCAAAUGCAACUGGUAACCCCUAAAAGAAAAUAAAAUAAAAUGGCGAUAGGCGUGUCAUCAUCAGGUUCUCUUCAAAGCUAUUAGAGCAUGCUAGCAAGAUGCAAAACGUUUAACAAGGACUGCAUGAAGCAGAGAAGCAGGCAGCAAUGAGGACGACUCGUCCGAGAGAUAAAAACAAAGACACGGCAUCAGCAAACAGACAUCACAACCACUGUUUGGUGCGAAUAAGCCCCCCUAACCAUCAGACAUUGCAGUUUCAAGUCUCAUCUCAGGAUCGCUCAAGGACUGUGAAACUGGACUGGACCAACUAUCGUGUGAAAGAAUGUUCUUCGACUGGCACAUAUUAAUAUAAAAGGACCAUGGAGGAGAAAAAGAAGAAAAACAAAAACUUACAGAAAAGCCUUGAUGUUCAACCCUUUAGUUCUGUAGGUGUUUCUUAGCUGCAAUCCAAAUGCAGUAUCUCUUUUAAUUAUUACUUUUCUUUUUUCCUAAAGCUUGUAAAAGCCAACCACUUACCAUUUUCUUGCAGUGUUAUUUUUUUUAGGCUGAUCCAUAAUGAUACAGAUGCGUCUCUGUAAAAAAGGAAUGUCAUGAAAAAGAGGUUCUACACCCCUAAAUAAGUCAACGUCCGUCAGCAUUGUAGUCACUAUAUCCUUUCAGUUUUAUUAAUUUGGAUUUAAAACUAAAACUGUUCAAAUAUGUUUUCAUAGCAGUUUCUGAAAUAAUUCUAUUUUUAAUAAGAUAUGAGAUGGCACAACCUCCACUAUCAGGCAAAGCUGUACAUGGUUACUGCUGAAGCUUCCCAGAGAGAACAUAUGAAAAUGAAGGUAUAGUGAAAGGAAGAACUAAAGCAGAAAAGGUGCACAGCAGCAACAACCACAGCAUUAAGAGGAAAACAGCAAUACAGAAUUAAAAAGUCAUGAAAAGUCAAUCAAAAUGAAUGAAUAUACAUCCAUAUUCUUUCCUUUU